Triticum turgidum subsp. durum (durum wheat) is the source of this 417-nucleotide messenger RNA. Lineage: Eukaryota; Viridiplantae; Streptophyta; Magnoliopsida; Poales; Poaceae. The record is from the annotation of a GenBank genome assembly.
AUGUGGAGCGGUGAGACCAGGCCCGAGUGCUUCAGGUACAGGGUGUUGGGCCUGCCGCGGGGGAAGCUGGAUGCCGUCUCCCAGAUCAGGUGCAGCGCCGCGCUCUUCCUCUACGACUUCCAUGCCAAGUACCUCUACGGGCCCUACCAUGCCAAGACGGUGCGCGCUCUGCUGGCGGGGCUCGGCAAGGACGACACCCGAGGCCUUCCGCGACGACACCCGAGGUAUAACCCGUGGAUCCCUUCCCUUUGUAAUUGUGCAUGCUCGCGUUCGUUCCCUGUUCGUUCCGUGGACUUAGCUCCCCUGCACUGUCUAGAGUCGUCAAGCACCAGAGCGACGCCGUUUGUGAAAUGUCAGUACUUGCGUAAUCUGACUGGAACUAGAUUUUGGUGGUUUUCGUUUCGUAGGACUUUUUAG